Molecule: messenger RNA, 6363 nt
Organism: Kogia breviceps (pygmy sperm whale)
Lineage: Eukaryota; Metazoa; Chordata; Mammalia; Artiodactyla; Physeteridae
Source: RefSeq, a predicted model, not a curated record
UUGGGUCUUCGUUGCUGCACGCGGGCUUUCUCUAGUUGUGGCAAGCUGGAGCUACUCUUCGUUGGCUUCUCAUUGCGGUGGCUUCUCUUGUUGCGGAGCACAGGCUCUAGGCGCACAGGCUUCAGUAGUCGUGGCAUGCAGGCUCAGUAGUUGUGGCGCACGGGCUGUAGAGCACAGGCUCAGUAGUUGUGGCACACGGGCUGUAGAGCACAGGCUCAGUAGUUGUGGCACACGGGCUUAGUUGCUCCGCGGCAUGUGGGAUCUUCCCGGACCAGGGAUCAAACCCGUGUCCCCUGCACUGGCAGGCAGAUUUUUAACCACUGCGCCACCAGGGAAGUCCCUAAAUAGAGGACUUUUGAUUGCACCUUUAUACAAAGGGAAUCGUUAAGGGAAAAAGUAGAAUAAUGUGUCUGUGCCUGCCAUCUCUAGUGGGAUUUUCUUAAAGUCUUCUGAAGCAGUCAGUGGACGUGGUGACUGUUUGUUUCAUCAAAGUACAUGUAAUAUUGUAGCAGGAAGCAUUAUAAGUAAAUCCAGGAGUUAUUAGAAUGAAUCUGUUUUGGGGGGAAUUCUUGUGUAUAGGAGUGCACGCAUAUCCACAGCUCAUACCUUAGAAUGUGUCCAUCCACCUUCCCCCAGAGUCCAGUAGACCUUUCUACAGCAUCGCAGGCUGACGGUCUUCUGUCCCUUCCCGAUUACUUGCAGUGGUGGUAGGGCAGCUACCACUGUUCCAUUCUGAACAGUGAUGCUUGUUAGAAAGUUCUCCCAUCUAUUGAAAUCUGAUGUGUCUUUUGAAACUUCUACUCACUGAUUCCAUUUCUGCCUGCCAAAGCAAAGUUCUCCCUUCUCAUUCAGCUAUCAAACCUAAUCAUCAAAUUAGCCUUAGAUCAUCAACUUAGCAAGUCCCCGUGUCCAGGCCUUCCCAGGACAGUCCGGUUUAUACCUAGUACCCCUGUGGAAUCCACGAUAGCCUCCCUUUUCACUCGCAAAGGUGUCUUGCAUGGGGGAUAGAUUACAGGGUCCCUAUCACUGAAGCCAGCAUGCAGCUUUUCCAUCAGCCCUGAGAAGACAUGGUUUCCAUAUCUUUACCCAGUCUGAUUUCCCUUCUUUGGUCUUGCUCCACUUUUCUUUCAUGUCCUACCUAAAAUAUGGUACCCAGAAUUAAACACAAAUUUCCAGAAAUAGUUUAAUCGUAGUGGAGUGUAGGAGACCUCCUUGACUUCAUUAUUCAGGAUGCUGCACUUCUAACGCGUGAACUGAGAACAGGACCUGGAACCAUAAACAACAUGACCCCCAACUUGUAGACGUGGAAGCUCCCAUCUAAACAAACCUCUUGUCAUCUGCACAUUUGGUCAGCACACUUUCUGUGUCUGGUUACAAAUCGUUGGGGGGUAAUAUGGAUAUGGAGAGCUUAUGUUUAAUAUCUCUUUAUAGUUUACCAACUGCUUGUGUGUUCUCUAGGGCAGUGAGCCUCAGCGCCUGUAAUCAGAACCCUCUUUCCGGGCUCCCCUCAUCUUGACACCAGUUAGGAUUAAAUUGAUUUGGAAACGUUGUCCAGCGGAUACUUAACUAUUUCAUCAAUGACUUAGCCAUCCUCAGACCAUUGAUAUAAGUUUCUCCUUCUUCCUCUUGCCAUAAGUAGGGUUCUCCAGCUGUAUCUCUCACUGCUCCACGCCAGCCCACCACCCUGUGCCCCAGCUCUGCUGCCUGGCUGAUGUUUCCAGAACAUGCCACGUUCUCUCCCAUCCAGCUCCUCUUAUGUCAGGUUGUCUCUGCCGGAUGUCCUGCCUUCAGAUAUCACUUCCUCACCUGAGCACUCACCCAUGCUCCAGAUGACGGAAGGCCGUCGAUGUCAAGUACAUCUUCUUGAUGACCGGAAGCUGGAACUCCUAGUACAGCCCAAGCUUUUGGCCAAGGAACUGCUUGACCUCGUGGCAUCUCACUUCAAUCUGAAGGAGAAGGAGUACUUUGGGAUCGCCUUCACAGAUGAGACGGGACACUUAAACUGGCUUCAACUAGAUCGAAGAGUCUUGGAACACGACUUCCCCAAAAAGUCGGGACCAGUGGUUUUAUACUUUUGUGUCAGGUUCUAUAUAGAGAGCAUCUCGUACCUUAAGGACAAUGCCACCAUAGAGCUCUUCUUCCUGAACGCCAAGUCCUGUAUCUACAAGGAGCUGAUUGACGUUGACAGUGAAGUGGUGUUUGAAUUAGCCUCGUAUAUUUUACAGGAGGCAAAGGGAGACUUUUCUAGCAAUGAAGUGGUGAGGACAGACUUGAAGAAACUGCCAGCACUUCCCACGCAGGCUCUGAAGGAGCACCCCUCCCUGGCUUACUGCGAGGACCGGGUCAUCGAGUACUACAAGAGGCUGAACGGCCAGACCAGAGGCCAAGCCAUCGUCAACUACAUGAGCAUCGUGGAGUCUCUCCCAACCUACGGGGUUCACUAUUACGCGGUGAAGGACAAGCAGGGGAUACCGUGGUGGCUGGGGCUGAGCUACAAAGGCAUCUUCCAGUAUGACUACCACGAUAAAGUCAAGCCCAGGAAGAUAUUCCAAUGGAGGCAGUUGGAAAACCUGUAUUUCAGAGAGAAGAAGUUUUCUGUGGAAGUUCAUGACCCACGCAGGGCUUCAGUGACAAGGAGGACGUUUGGACACAGCGGCAUUGCAGUGCACACGUGGUACGCGUGUCCGGCACUGAUCAAGUCCAUCUGGGCUAUGGCCAUUAGCCAACACCAGUUCUAUCUGGACAGAAAGCAGAGUAAGUCGAAGAUCCAUGCCGCCCGCAGCCUGAGCGAAAUCGCCAUCGACCUGACGGAGAGCGGGACGCUGAAGACGUCCAAGCUGGCCAACAUGGGCAGCAAGGGCAAGAUCAUCAGCGGCAGCAGCGGCAGCCUGCUGUCCUCAGGUUCUCAGGAAUCGGAUAGCUCGCAGUCGGCCAAGAAAGACAUGCUGGCAGCCUUGAAAUCCAGGCAGGAGGCUCUGGAGGAAACGCUUCGCCAGCGGCUGGAAGAGCUGAAGAGACUCUGCCUCCGAGAAGCGGAGCUGACGGGAAAACUGCCCGUGGAGUAUCCCCUGGAUCCAGGAGAGGAACCACCGAUUGUUCGAAGGAGAAUCGGGACAGCCUUCAAACUGGACGAGCAGAAAAUCCUGCCCAAAGGAGAGGAGGCCGAGCUGGAACGCCUGGAGCGGGAGUUUGCCAUUCAGUCCCAGAUUACGGAGGCUGCCCGCCGCCUGGCCAGUGACCCUAACGUGAGCAAAAAACUGAAGAAGCAGAGGAAGACCUCUUACCUGAACGCACUGAAGAAGCUGCAGGAGAUUGAAAGCGCCAUCAACGAGAACCGCGUCAAGUCCGGGAAGAAACCCACCCAGCGGGCCUCGCUGAUCAUCGAAGAUGGAAAUAUUGCCAGCGAAGACAGUUCCCUGUCAGAUGCCCUUGUUCUAGAAGAUGAAGACUCUCAGGUCACCAGCACACUGUCCCCCUUGCAGUCCCCUCACAAAGGGCUCCCUCCUCGGCCACCCUCGCACAACCGGCCGCCCCCUCCCCAGUCCCUGGAGGGACUCAGGCAGAUGCACUAUCACCGCAACGACUAUGACAAGUCGCCCAUAAAGCCCAAAAUGUGGAGCGAGUCCUCCUUAGAUGAGCCUUACGAGAAGGUCAAGAAGCGUUCCUCCCACGGUCACUCCAGUAGCCACAAGCGCUUCCCCAGCACGGGGAGCUGCGCUGAAGCGGGAGGGGGAGGCAGCUCCCUGCAGACCAGCCCCAUCCGCAGCCUCCCGCCCUGGAACUCUCAGUGCAGCAUGCCGUCCACACCCGACCUCCGAGUCCGGAGUCCCCACUACGUGCAUUCCACGAGGUCGGUGGACCUCAGCCCCACGCGGCUGCACAGCCUCGCGCUGCACUUCCGGCACCGGAGCUCCAGCUUGGAGUCCCAGGGCAAGCUCCUGGGCUCGGAGAACGACGCGGGGAGCCCCGACUUCUACACGCCGCGGACUCGCAGCAGCAACGGCUCGGACCCCAUGGACGACUGCUCGUCGUGCACCAGCCACUCGAGCUCGGAGCACUACUACCCGGCGCAGAUGAACGCCAACUACUCCACGCUGGCCGAGGACUCGCCGUCCAAGGCGCGCGCGCGGCAGCGGCGGCGCGCGGCGGGCGCGCUGGGCGCGGCGAACUCGGGCAGCAUGCCCAACCUGGCGGCGCGCGGCGGCCACGGCCCCGGCCCCGGCCACGGCGUCUACCUGCACAGCCAGAGCCAGCCCAGCUCGCAGUACCGCAUCAAGGAGUACCCGCUGUACGUGGAGGGCGGCGCCACGCCCGUGGUGGUGCGCAGCCUGGAGAGCGACCAGGAGGGCCACUACAGCGUCAAGGCGCAGUUCAAGACCUCCAACUCGUACACGGCCGGCGGCCUGUUCCGGGAGAGCUGGCGCGGCGGCGACGAGGGCGACGCGGGCCGCCUGACGCCGUCGCGCUCGCAGAUCCUGCGGACUCCGUCGCUGGGCCGCGACGGCGGCGCCCACGACAAGGGCGCGGGCCGCGCCGCCGUCUCGGACGAGCUGCGCCAGUGGUACCAGCGCUCGAGCGCCUCGCACAAGGAGCACGGCCGCCUGUCGCACGCCAGCUCCGCCUCCUCGGACGGCGGCUCCCAGUACAGCGCCUCGUCCCAGAGCACCUUCGUGGCGCACAGCAGGGUCACCAGGAUGCCCCAGAUGUGCAAGGCCACGUCAGCUGCCUUACCUCAAAGCCAGAGAAGCUCCACGCCGUCCAGUGAAGUUGGAGCGACGCCCCCCGGCAGCCCUCACCACAUCCUAGCCUGGCGGACCGGGAGCUACAAUGAUAGCUGUUUCCUGGAUUCCUCCCUCUAUCCAGAACUAGCUGAUGUCCAGUGGUACGGGCAAGAAAAAGCCAAGCCCGGGACCCUCGUGUGAGCCAGCCGGCCUCAGUGUGGCCGCCGCGACGCCAUUCUGAGGUCACGUCACUGCCUCUCAUUUGCCUUACCCACACGCAGUGUCACCCUGCAGCAGCUUCGGCCCUCAGCACUUUCCUUCUCCUGUCUCCGCGUCCCCCUCACCCUCCAAGACCCUGACCGAGGAGACAUUCUGGAAGGUUCCGGUCCCACUGUGUGUCCCCUGGCCCGGCGAGCCAGGCACCAAUCCUCAAUGGCACCUGGUGGCUCCCCCCUGCCGUGACAGCCCCCUGGCCAGGGACCGUCAGGGAAGCUGGCCGGCCUGGAUUCCUGUGGACCAGUGGCACAGGCGGGAGCCAGGAAAGGGGACUGAAGCACAGGGUGACCCAGGAAGACUGUGACAGCUGGCGCCCACCUGGAGGCCCACCAAGCACCUGGUGAGGAAGAUGCCUCGUGGGAACAUUCAGCGGACAGCUGAGAUGCUUCCUGGGAGGAGUGACCGUUGCAGGAGCACGGCGAACAGGAACAGAAGCCGAACACGUCAGACAUGCAUCAAGGAUCACAGUCAGUUAUGCUGCCAAAGAUUUAAAGAAAUUAAAAACUAAAACACACAAAAAAUUACGAGGGGCCAAGAGGAAGACGUUCUUUCUGCAGUGAAAUCUCUGUCAAAUCCUCCACCACUCCCGCAUCCCGACCACCUGCGACGUGCGCCCCUCUUCGCCCCUCCCCCCUAACAUUCCACCUCCCUCUCCAUCGAGAGCCCGAAAACUAGCCCGAUGCGAUGGUCACGUCGGGGGACCCCUGGCUGGCAUGGCUGACUUGGACCUCCGUGAGUCCGGACCCCGAGGAGGACGGACCCACGGGGAGCAGCGGAGUGUCCGCUUAGCCCCAGCCUGCACGGGGGGUUCAGGCCAAGACACAAAGCUGCUUUCCUCUGGGGACUUGUAGGAAACGUAAGGUGAUGGUUGCCAAAGGGGUUCUCGCUCAUUAAAACCACCAGUAAAAGUGUAUCCUGUUGUCUGUCUCACAAGGUGUUCCAUUUGAUUUCUUAUGGGAAGCCAAGGGGAAAAGCACGGUGCGAUCCAUUCAGGUGUUUAACUGUCGCGGCCCAUUUUCUGUUCGUUAGCACUUGUGUGACAAAGAGCUCAGAUCCGAUGGCACCCGGUUACCAGCGCGUCACUUCUUCUAAGAAUCCAGCCACGCCCUUAGGCAGGAAGACUGUACUCACGUGUCUACCAGCCGGCAGGCAGAGCGGGGUUGAAACAGUAGAUCAGCUCCCCGAGGGCCCAUAUGCCUGCGACAUCGUCAGCUACCUUGAUGUGUCACGGUGGUCUGCAGGUACCAAGAAAGGAAGAGAGAAGAAAGGUGUGGGAGCUGCACGUUUACAUGUGUUUUGAGCUAUGCUUAAUACACAACUGGAAAGCCAUCAAUCUUCAAAGGCCUCAGAAAUACUUUUAUAAUAC